AUGGACUCUCUUUUUGAAACCAACCUUCCCUUUAGUACGAUACCUAUUCAAUAAUAUGGUCUAAAUUAAUUGACUCACUACUCCAGAAAUCAAUCUCUCCAAAAAUCUGAUUUCUCACCUUAAUAAAUGUUAUUGGAUUUAGGUGAGAUGUGCAAUGUAAGAUAUCUCCUCAUUGAAAAUCUAAAAUAUGGAUGUGAAAUCUCAGUGUUUGUAAGUGAAUUCAAAAAUGGUCCUUUUAUAUCAGUUCAUAAUAAAGAAUUUUUUCCUUAGCAUAAAUAAAGAAGAAUUAAAUUAUCAGCACUUCCAUGCAGAUAUAUCAGAAUCCUAAUCCAUAAAGGAGUGCACAUCUAAACAAAUUAAAUCAAAUUGAUUGGUUCCACAAAUGAAAGGCUAGCAGAAGAGGGAUACUUUAAUGAUUUUAAAUUAUUAGUGACAAAUCCAUCUAGAAUUAUGUAUUGA
Molecule: messenger RNA, 459 nt
Organism: Paramecium pentaurelia
Lineage: Eukaryota; Ciliophora; Oligohymenophorea; Peniculida; Parameciidae
Source: the annotation of a GenBank genome assembly